AUGAAGAAACAGAAACAGGUGGAGUGGAACGAUCGGUGUGAAGCGGCAUUUGACGAAGUCAAGCAAAUUCUCUCUAACCCUCCGGUUAUGAGACGCCCAGAUUAUGGCUGUGACUUGCACCUAUUCUUGGUGGUCGGUGAAGAAGCAGUCAGCGCAACAUUAGUGCAAGAAGUUCCUGAGUUUCGUCCGGUUUAUUUCAUCAGUCGGGUAUUGAAAGAACUUGAAACCAGAUAUCAGCAACUGGAGAAGAUAGUCCUAGCACUUGUGAUUGCCACCCGAAGGCUCCGUCCCUACUUACAGGGAAACCAGGUAAUUGUUCGAACAAAUUAUCCUAUUUCGAAAAUUCUACGUAAACCUGACCUAGCAGGUAGGAUGAUCGGUUGGUCCAUUGAACUCUCGGAGUUCGAUUUGAGAUACGAACCACGAGGAUCAAUUAAGGGCCAGCACCUGGCUGAUUUCGUGGCCGAGUUACCUGGACGAUCGUCAUAUUGUCAUUCAUGGGCCAGCAAUAACCAAGCCGAAUAUGAGGCCUUAAUAGCUGGCCUCGAGUUAGCACGAGAUUUGGGGGUUAAAGUGCUUUGUUGCAAAACGGAUUCACAGCUGGUGGCAGGUCACAUGAACGGGACCUUCCAAAUUAAAGAUGAUCAAUUGCUCAAAUAUUUCCACAGAGCCAAGCAGCUAGUCGCACACUUUGACAGCAUCGAGGUGAGUCACAUUCCCAUAAGCGAAAAUCAAAGAGCCGACCGGCUAUCGAAGUUGUCCACUAGUAAGGAGAAAGGUCAAUUGUCUUCGUUGGUCCGACAGAUAAUUUUCAAGCCAGCAGUUGAAUGCUUACAAGUGUAUUCCACUGCCGAGCGGGACGAUUGGAGAAGAGAGAUUGUAAGGCUAAUCCAGCAGCAGGAGGCAGGAACGAUCCUCCGGACGGAGGAGUCAAAACAGGUUGCAAGGUACGUCAUGGUGGGAGAAGAGCUGUACCGAAGAGGGUAUGUCACUCCAAUGUUGAAGUGCUUGUCCAAAGAUGAAUCCGAAUAUGUUAUGCAAGAGCUGCAUGAAAGAAUAUGUGGAAGACAUGGCAGCGGCCGUUCGUUGAGGGCCCGAGCUUUGCGGGCAGGAUUUUAUUGGCCGACAAUGGAGAAGGAUUGCCAGGCCUUUGUCGUCAAAUGUUUGGCUUGUCAAAAGCAUGGGAACAUUAUUCGCACACCAGCAGCGGCGCUAUCGGCCAUAGUAUCUCCAUGGCCCUUUGCUCAAUGGGGAAUGGACAUAGUAGGGCCAUUUCCAACCAGUCGUUCCCAGUUCAAAUUUCUUUUAGUCGCCAUUGACUAUUUUACUAAAUGGGUGGAAGCUGAGCCCCUGGCUAAAAUAUCAGCUUCUCAAGUGCAAAACUUUGUGUGGCGACUAAUAUGCCGAUUCGGUCUGCCAAAGCACAUCAUCACUGAUAACUUUCUCAAUAGUUUUCCUUUUUUGUGUCGUUCUCUUGGGAGGAGGUUGAACUACCUUCACAUCCUCAGUAGCCUCAAGAUUAACAACCGGAGAGGCUCCACCCACCGAUCCGGCAGGAGAGGCUGA
Messenger RNA from Vigna radiata var. radiata (mung bean), 1566 nucleotides. RefSeq lists its product as uncharacterized. The record is from RefSeq and is a predicted model, not a curated record. Lineage: Eukaryota; Viridiplantae; Streptophyta; Magnoliopsida; Fabales; Fabaceae. Gene Ontology annotation, biological process: DNA integration. Gene Ontology annotation, molecular function: RNA-DNA hybrid ribonuclease activity; nucleic acid binding. The transcript has 2 exons. Bases 1 to 1566 code for a protein of 521 amino acids.